Molecule: messenger RNA, 1117 nt
Organism: Podarcis muralis (Common wall lizard)
Lineage: Eukaryota; Metazoa; Chordata; Lepidosauria; Squamata; Lacertidae
Source: RefSeq, a predicted model, not a curated record
AAGUCAUGGAGGAGAAUGAUGAGAUGGUGGCCUCUCUGGGUGAUGGAGAAGGCAAUCAGAAUUCUGAGGGGCCUUCUGUUAAGUACGUCAGUGUGAGUGAACACCUUAGCACACAUCCACAAACUAACACAGAGAGGAAAUCCUUUAAAUGUAUGGAGUGCGGAAAGAGCUUCAGUAAAAGUGGAAAUCUUACUGCACAUCAACGAAUUCACACAGGGGAGAAACCAUUUAGAUGUAUGGAGUGUGGGAAGUGCUUCAGUGAAAGCGGAAAUCUUACUGCACAUCAACGAACUCACACAGGUGAGAAACCAUUUAAGUGUAUGGAGUGUGGAAAGUGUUUCCGUGAAAAUGGAAAACUUAUUAUACAUCAACGAACUCAUACAGGGGAAAAACCACUUAAAUGUACGGAGUGUGGGCAGAGCUUCAGUCAGAAUGGAACUCUUACAACACAUCUACGAAUUCACACAGGGGAGAAACCCUUUAAAUGUACAGAGUGUGGGCAGAGCUUCAGUCGGAAUAGAACUCUUACAACACAUCUACGAAUUCACACAGGGGAGAAACCCUUUAAAUGUACAGAGUGUGGGCAGAGCUUCAGUCGGAAGGGACGCCUUACUCUACAUCAACGAACUCAUACAGGGGAGAAGCCAUUUAGAUGUAUGGAGUGUGGGAAGUGCUUCAGUGAAAGCGGAAAUCUUACCGUACAUCAACGAACUCACACGGGUGAGAAACCAUUUAUAUGUAUGGAUUGUGGGAAGUGCUUCAGUCACAGUGGAGGUCUUAUAAGACAUCUACAAACUCACACAGGAGAAACCCUGUAAAUAUUUGGAGUGUGGAAAGAACUUCAGUGAAAAUGGAAAACUUACAAUGCAUCAACCAUCUUACACAGGUGAGAAACCAUUUAAAUGAAUGGAGUGUGGAAAGUGAUUCAAAUAUAACAGAGUUCUUAAUAAACACCUACGGACUCUCACAGGGGAGAACCCAAUUAGAUGUAUGGAUUGUGCCAAGCGUUUCCCACAGAGUUCACUUUGUCCCUCAUAUCAGCAGAAAGCAGAGACAUCACCUUGCUGACAAAGUUCCAUAUACAAAACAAAAAAAAUUCCUUCCAGUAGCACCUUAA